UAACCAUAUUUCUUGAAACAUGGCAUGAGAGUAAAUUUUUGUUUAAUCACAUUUUUAAUAACUGAUUUGUGUGUUGAGAAAAGCGAGAUUUAGUUUCGUGAAAUGAAACUUUUUCGCUUAGUUUAAUACUAUAUCUAUUAAAAUGGUAAUAAUAAAUAUGUGAAAGCGAAUUUCAAAAUUUUGUUUGAAGAAAACUUGCACACAGGUGUUCGCCUUAAUUUGAAAUUACUCCCAGUUCUGUACGUCUUGUAGUGACGAAGUCAUAAGGAUUUUCCUCAAAGCCAAAAAUAUACUAUAUAUAAGUUAGAAGUUCGCUCUCGUUUGACGUAUCAAAUUGAAGUUUUUACCAGAAACGUGUCUCACUACGGCCACUCAUUCCUAGAAAUUUCAGUUCAAAUGAACCAUUUCUAAGUGAUAAAUCUAUUGUGAAGAGAGAGAGUCUUCUUGAUAUGACCAUGUCAUUUAUCUAUAUCAUUAGAAGAUCAUAUGACAAUUUACAUACUUUUUUUUCAAAUCAUAGAAUCAUAUAUAUAUAUAUACUUCAUUGCAAGAUUAAACUGUACUUGAAGUAAAGUAAGUUGAUAUUAUUAUUAUAAAAUAUAAUGACAGAAAAACCACUGAUACGAUGUACAAAUGAUAAUGUGAAACAAGAAGUUUCAUUUUACAAUUCUUUAUUUGAAGAUUCAACAGCAACUGAUAAACGAAAAAAUGAAUAGAAAAAUUUAGUUACAAGUUAUUAUAGUUUAGUAACAGAUUUUUAUGAAUAUGGUUGGGGACAAAGUUUUCAUUUUGCAAAUCGAUUUCAUGAUGAAACAUUAGCUGAAUCUAUUCAACGACAUGAAUCUUAUUUAGCUUUGAAAAUGAAUUUAAAAGCAGGCGAUAAAGUACUCGAUCUUGAUUGUGAUGUUGGUGGAUCAUUGAGACGUAUUGCUCAUUUAACUGGAACACAUGUUACUGAUAUAACCAUUAGUGAUUAUUAA
Messenger RNA from Rotaria sp. Silwood1, 980 nucleotides. The record is from the annotation of a GenBank genome assembly. Lineage: Eukaryota; Metazoa; Rotifera; Eurotatoria; Philodinida; Philodinidae.